AUGAAAAUACAGAACCAAACUAUUCUUUCAGAGUUCAUCAUCCUUGGCUUUCAAAACCUCCAGGAACUGCAAUACUUGCUCUUCAGUGUAUUUCUGACUAUCUAUUUAUUCACAAUGCUGUGGAAUACUUCCAUUAUCACUAUAGCAAUUUUGGAUCAGAAUCUCAGAACCCCCAUGUAUUUUUUUCUGGGGAACCUGUCUUUCCUUGACAUCUGUUACACCAGCACCACAAUUCCACAGAUGCUGAAUCUUAUCCUCAAAGACAGAAAUAGCAUUUCUUACACAGCCUGUGUUCUCCAAUUGUACUUUUUCUUCUCCUUUGUAGGGACAGAAUGCCUUCUUCUGGCAGUAAUGGCUUUGGAUCGCUAUGUUGCUAUUUGCAAUCCUUUGCACUACUCAUUAUUUAUGAGAAGAUGGGUCUGCUUCCAACUAGCUAUAGCUUGCUGGAUUGGAGGUUUUCUUAACUCUGCAAUACAUACUUAUUUUGCCUUUCAGUUACCUUUUUGUGGAGAUAAUUUCCUAGAGGCCUGCUCCUCUCAUCUUACAGUGGUUCUACUUUAUUAUGGCAGUUGCAUUUUCACCUAUUUGAGACCUGUUUCUUCCCAGUCUUCUGUUAAUACCAAGUUGAUCCCACUAAUGUACAGCAUCUUGACUCCAUUACUAAACCCUGUUAUAUAUACUUUGCGUAACAAGGAUGUAAAGAAUGCUUGGAGAAGUAUAAUGGGAAAGAUUUAA
Molecule: messenger RNA, 735 nt
Organism: Notechis scutatus (mainland tiger snake)
Lineage: Eukaryota; Metazoa; Chordata; Lepidosauria; Squamata; Elapidae
Source: RefSeq, a predicted model, not a curated record